AUGGCCACUUUGUCCCCCCGGCCGGCAUCUCUCUCGACAGCUGCGUCUCCGCAAGCUCCUCCGUCCAAGCGGCCCCUAGCGACGACCAAUGAGGAUGCGGAAGACGAGAACCGUCGGAAAGACCCCAAGGUCAGUAGAGCCUGUGACAAUUGCAAGAGGAAAAAGAUACGCUGCGAUGGCAUGCUUCCAUGCAAUAAGUGUGCCAAGAGAAAGGUCGACUGUGCCUAUGACGCGAAAUAUGGUCGAGGGCGACCUCCGACUCCACCCCUUUCAACUACGACCCGAGAAUCACAAGACAGGCCGAGAAGUGAUCGGCCGCAUCAACUAUCCACCUGGCAAGAAGCAGGUUCUGGUGUUCACGAGGUCUCAGUUUCACGAGUCCAAUCUCGCGCCUCUCCUGAAGUCGAACUCGAGGGUCAAUAUUUUGAUCCUACCUCGGGGUUAAACUUCCUCCACCGGGCGUGGAAAAAGCUGUUGAUCCAGAAGGACGAGUCCGCAUCCUAUGACUCAAACGACGCGGAGCGAAAUCAGCUCCUAACAUCGGCUGGAGAUCGACCUUUUCACGUUGAUCAUAACGCGCCAGAAAACUUCAUUCCAAGUGCUUCAACAGCGAGAGAGCUGGUGAAGUACUAUUUCGAGGAAUGCGUUGUGACAUACCGCAUGUUCCAUCGACAAACUGUAGAAUCAUGGAUGGAGGUGUUCCUGAAGGAUCGAGAAGAGCAACCCGCCUCCCGGUCGCUGAACAACCCCAGAACUGCGAUUCUUCUUACAAUCAUGGCUAUCGCGAGCCUGCGCGUCGAGAGGGUGAAUAGAGAAAUGUCAACAGAGGCCGAGUUGCUUGCUUUUCAACGAAGUGAUCAGCUAUUUUGCGCUGGUAUGAAAUUGGCCGAUGAAGAGAUGGGGUUCCCACGUCUUGAAUCGGCACAGGCACGGUUGAUUCAAGUCCUGUAUCUUCUCCAAACUUCCCGCAUAAAUAAAGGCUGGUACACAUUCGGCACUGUCUUCCAUAUCACUCUCUCGCUGGGUAUGCACAGGAGACGGGAUCAAAAGCGAGACUUUCCUUUCACGAGCAGGCGGCAAAACUACAUCACUUCAGAGUGUUAUAAACGCACAUUUUGGGCGGCAUAUAUCAUCGACAGAUAUCUAAGUGUUGUAUUCGGCCGACCUCGACUUUAUCAAGAUGAGGAUAUCGAUCAGAAUUUUCCAGAUAAUGUAAAUGAUGAGGACAUGACACCACAAGGACCUUCCACUUCAGAUGACUUGACUGACUGCUAUAUCGAUGCUCUCAUCUUUCAUGCGAAAAUUGCACGAAUAAUUGGCAAAAUAUCUCGAGAAGUUUAUUCGGUUAGCGACCUGUCUAAUCACGAUCGCUUAGCAGCUGCCCUUCGACUGGGCCGCGAAUUGCACGAAUGGCGUGCAAGCCUACCACCACACUUGGGUACUGUGAAGCCAUCAACAUUGGUGCCGGGCUUUCGGCGGCAGGCAAUUGCCUUACAGCUCGCGUAUUCUCAUGCCCUCAUUCAUGCCAAUCGGCCCUUCCUUAUGAGUGAAGCAGCAUCCGAAAAUGUCACAGAGUGCAUCCUUGCCACAAAGACUAGUUUAGAACUCGUCAACAGAAUGGCGGGAGAUAGUACGCUAUUUCAUUCCUUCUGGUGGACUCACUACGUGAUUUUCUGUGCAUUGGCUGUGGUUUAUGUUUGGGAGAUUCAACGAGCCACCCGAUCGACUGCCGAAGUUGACGAUGAGUCGCUGGCCAAGAUAUUUGAUCUCGCAGAGAAAUGCCGAGGCCAUCUCCAGCGAGCAUCUGCUGGUCUAUCUCAAAAUCGAAGAUACAGCAUCAUACUUGACGAAAUUAGAUCCGAGGCACAGAGAUGUCGAUUUUUGAGGGGAAAUCCGUCUAAUCCACCCCACGGUGACCAACAUGGUGGCGAAGCCAGCACCAAUACAGAAGCUAGCUUUAUGAUGUUGCAGGAUCCGGAAAUGUUCGGGUCUGGUCCAGAAGCUUUGCUUCAUGAAGGCAUCAUGCCGAAUUUGCUGGACAGCUUUCUGUUCAGUGAUUGGCAGACUCUUGACUCAUCGGCUUUCCUUCCAUUUCCUGACCCGAAUUCCGUUUCCCCAACGUAUUCUCACCCAGUUCUAUGA
This is a messenger RNA of Penicillium cataractarum, 2142 nucleotides long. Its product is annotated as Zn(II)2Cys6 transcription factor. Gene Ontology annotation, molecular function: sequence-specific DNA binding; DNA-binding transcription factor activity, RNA polymerase II-specific; zinc ion binding. Bases 1 to 2142 code for a protein of 713 amino acids. Gene Ontology annotation, cellular component: nucleus. The record is from RefSeq and is a predicted model, not a curated record. Lineage: Eukaryota; Fungi; Ascomycota; Eurotiomycetes; Eurotiales; Aspergillaceae. The transcript is spliced from 3 exons. Gene Ontology annotation, biological process: positive regulation of transcription by RNA polymerase II; DNA-templated transcription.